AUGCGAAUUCUCGUCGCAAAAUCCUCGCUGGGGAAACGGCCUGCUCUCUGCUUUCUCGCGCUGCCAAAUAAAAUCCACACGAGAAACGAAGCAACUUUUCUUCAGCAACACAGCCUUGUUUCUCUCCCUCACCCACGUCUCGAACCACGGUCGCCGAAUCGCAUUGGUCCGAUUGUUAAACUGUAA
Colletotrichum siamense is the source of this 186-nucleotide messenger RNA. RefSeq lists its product as uncharacterized. The record is from RefSeq and is a predicted model, not a curated record. The transcript has a single exon. NCBI's taxonomy places the organism in Eukaryota, Fungi, Ascomycota, Sordariomycetes, Glomerellales, Glomerellaceae. Bases 1 to 186 code for a protein of 61 amino acids.